GGUACACUCGAAAUCAGCAACCCGUUCGUAACAGCACAAAUUUUAGCAUCAAUGUGACGUAUGACGUCGCCAGCGAUGUGACCAGUCAUCAGCAUGGUCUCCAACUCUUUUUUCGUAUACUUGUGGUUGUACCUCCCAUUGCUCACAACGGGCAAGCAAUUUUCGGCUAGAAAUGCAACCGUGAAAUGCAGAUUCAUGGAAUCUCCAGAAGAGGACAUCUGGCGAAACUGUGACUGCGUUCCAGUAGACAAUGAUGGUUCAGUCCACAUUAUGUGCCGCCAACUAUUGGCUCCCACAGUACCAUCUCUACCCUCUGCUGAUGGAAAUCACAGAGAAAGUAUUGUCGCCCUAUCGAUGGUCGAAGGCAGCCUAGCCUUCGUUCAGCAAGAUGCUUUCCGAAUGCACGACAUUCAAGCCCUAGAUUUUUCUAACAACCAGAUUCAAACAGUAAACGUAAACGCUUUUCGAGGUUUAGAGAUGAAGCUGACUCAUCUUAGCCUCAAGCACAACAACCUGUCCGUCAUUCCUGCCUGGGCACUUACGUAUUUACAUCAUUUGCAAGUGCUGCACUUGGACGGCAAUCGCAUAAGCUAUGUUCGAGCUAAUACCUUUGAUGAGACUCAACUCAAUAACCUCCAUUUUCUUCACCUUGACAACAAUCAAAUAACCUUCAUUCCAAAUAUGGCUUUUGCAAGGCUUCGCUUGAUCGUGCUCACAUUAUCGAACAAUAGGAUAACCCAUUUGGAAAAAAUGUCGCUUCCCCCCUCGCUAAGUAUCCUUGAGCUCAAAAACAAUCUCCUAACUCAGAUUCCCUACCUCGCACUGAAGGAAGAGACUUCUUUGCAAGUACUGGAUCUCGACGGAAACAAUAUAACUUCCCUGCAUUCACACUCAGAAGUACAUUUCAAAAAUGAGCUGAGGCUUGUGUUACGAAAUAACAAGAUACGAUCGCUGGCAAGCACUUCUUUCAAAAGCUUCCGAAAAUUCAAAGAGCUUGACCUCAGUUACAACCAGAUAUCAAGUGUACAUCCGGGAGUGUUCGAGGACAUAAGCCAGAUAAAAACUCUGGACCUGAGCUACAACUCGAUAGCUUUCAUAGCUCGUGGAACUCUGAAGAAUUUGGCAAAAAAUCUCGAACGAUUAAAUCUUGAGGAGAAUAUUUUCCAUGCGCUUCCAGAGGCCCUCAAGGACCUCCGAAAUUUGACACACUUGAAUCUAAAUGGCAACAAGCUCAGCAAGCUCAAUGAAGAAGUGACUGGCGGAGUGAAAGACGCACUAAUAGAACUAUCACUAGCUUACAAUCGCUUGAAGAUGGUUCCUACAAAUAUCCUAAGUGGGAUGACCCGUCUACAGCACCUCGACCUAUCCAAAAAUAAUAUAAAAAGCCUUCAUCGACUAGCAUUCGGAACAUUUGACGGGACCGGAACAAGCCUGGUGCACUUGAAUUUGGCUGGUAAUCAGCUCAAAAUCAUAGCCGAUCCAGGAGUUUUCCUCUAUAUGACUUCACUGGCAUACCUGGACCUUUCAUACAAUCAACUUGAAAAAAUCGAGCCACAAGUGUUUGAGAAACUACCCGGAUUGGAGCGCCUAUAUUUGCAAAACAACAGACUGCGUGAAAUGAUUUUUGGAAUGUCAAAGAUGCAAAAGCUCCGUCAACUCAAUCUAGAUAACAACGAAAUCAAAGAGCUGCCAGACUACUUGCUCACCGCCACCCCCAUCCUUGAGCACUUGUCGCUGGCAGCAAACCAAAUCAGUUCGAUAAAUGGCAAAGUUUUCCAUUCUACUACUUCCAAAGCGCUAAAAUCGCUCAAUCUCGGCGGAAACAAAAUAGCAAACAUAUCGGGUAGAUCGUUUGAACUUCUUGAAAAUCUACAGGUGCUAAAACUCAACAAUAACCGCAUCCGCAGCAUAGAUUCAUCGGUAUUUGCGGAAUUACGAAACUUGCGGCAUCUCGACCUAUCCAAUAAUGAGAUCACAUGGAUACAUCCGCAAGCGUUCUCGAAUAUGCCGGCUCUUGAGACUUUGCUACUUGACAACAAUCGUAUAGAAGGCAUCGACAGAUCUGCAUUUCAUCGAAUCAGUCGCAUCGAGACACUGGACCUUAGCCAUAACAAACUGAGAAACUUCAGUUGUGAGCAGUUAGGCUCUAUCCAAACUGUCUACAAUCUCAAUCUCGCCCAUAAUCAACUCGCACAGAUUGAUCUCACGUGCAUUCUACGAAGCCUGAUACGCUUGGAUCUAGGACACAAUUUCUUGGAAACGAUUAGGAAGGACAUGAUGGAUGGUGCUGAUAGACUACUGGAUAUCAAUCUUAGCAACAACGGCAUUUUGGAAUUACAAGGACACACAUUCUCAUGUUGUCCGAGACUGACUGCUAUCGACCUUUCGCACAAUCACCUAAAAACGGUACAAAAAGGAACGUUUGCUGAUCAGGAACUAUUGACACGCCUGGACCUAAGCUACAACGUCCUACAAACAUUUCAACGUGGAUGUUUUGGGAAGAAUAACAUCCUCCAACUCAAUGUAGCCUCCAACGAGAUUGCAAAAGUUCCCAUAGAAGCCCUGCAGUCUACAACAUGCAUCUCAUCUCUUAAUUUGGACAAAAAUCAAAUCCGAGUACUAGAAACGUCACAGUUCUUUGGACUACAUAAUCUAACCAGACUGGUGAUCUCACGAAAUCUUGUUGAAGCUAUUGAAGACGCAGCUUUCGAACAGCUCCCAGCACUCAAUUAUUUGGAUAUCAGCAACAACCCUAUAAGCACUUGGAGUCCAUCUGCUUUUAGAAAUAUGGGUAGUUCUAUAGAAAGCCUCAAUCUAGCGAACACCGGAUUAUUUUCUAUACCGAGAAUGGAACACCACGCUAUUCGUCACUUCAAUUUGAGCAUGAACAAGAUCUACGAGAUAACAAGAACGGAUAUGAAAAGAACGGCGCAAUUGAUCACGUUAGAUAUCUCAAAUAACAACCUUCAAAAGCUUGAAGAUGAUGUAUUCGAAGAUCUAGUGAAUCUCAAAGAACUGAAUAUAAGCGGAAAUCCAAUCAAAUACAUUGUUGGUAAUCACUUUCAGCCUCUGUAUGAGCUCGAAACACUGUCGAUGCAUGAUCUUCCAUCACUGACGCAACUACCUAGUCCUUCCGAGUUUUCUUAUCUUGCAAGCCUUCACAAUUUAGAGAUGUACAACGUCGGGAAUAGCAGUUUGAGGUGUAAUGUAACCCACAUCCUGCACCACCUACCACCGUUGCAAUCUCUGUACAUAGAAUUGCGAGAUCCGAUAUUCGACAGCCAAUUGCAUGAUGUCGACAUGACACACAUGAGGCGAUUGACAAUAACCGGAAAGACUAUCGCAAAUAUAAGUUCGACAGCAGUGCACGCUUUGAGAGGUUACAAAGUGCAUCUAUCUGUGAUCAACACUUCAUUGCAAGACUUCCCCACAUCCCUCUUCACCACACUAAGCGGCAUCUACUUUCUCACCUUAACUCUAUCAUUCAACAAAAUUCGAAGCAUCCAACCAUUCAAAAACUCGGUUCAACCUUGGGUGAAUCAACAUGGUACAAUACUUGAGACAAUUGAUCUAACCGGAAAUCCAAUUCAGUGCGACUGUUCAAUGACGUGGUUGACCGAAUGGAUACGAUCAUCCACAAGCAACGCGCGGCAGCUUGAGCACGUCUAUUGCAAUAAUAAUGCAAUACAGGAAUAUUCAUUAGCCUACGUGUAUGCAAGAUAUGACGUAAACUCAUCUUUGUGCUCAUCACAAAACGGGAGAACUGUUGAUAUGAUUUCAUUCUUUGUUUGUACAUUAUGGGUACUGCUGUUUGUUUCAAUAUGA
Cylicocyclus nassatus is the source of this 3825-nucleotide messenger RNA. The record is from the annotation of a GenBank genome assembly. Lineage: Eukaryota; Metazoa; Nematoda; Chromadorea; Rhabditida; Strongylidae.